Messenger RNA from Phytophthora sojae, 720 nucleotides. RefSeq lists its product as hypothetical. The transcript has a single exon. NCBI's taxonomy places the organism in Eukaryota, Oomycota, Peronosporomycetes, Peronosporales, Peronosporaceae. The record is from RefSeq and is a predicted model, not a curated record. The coding region runs from base 1 to 720 and encodes 239 amino acids.
AUGAACGGCGGUCGCCGCGAAGUUGUUGUUAGUUUCGUGGCCUGUCCCCGAGCCCCUGCGCGGGCGCGUAAUGCUGUAAUGCCUCGCUGCUCCGCUUUACGCAGUCCACAUCGCGUUUUCGGGGCCAGCUGGGCCCGCAGCCAUAGGGCGUUUCGGCUGCACCCCAGCCUUCCAGGAACGCGAGCGCUUAUCGCCCGCAACUUCCAAGGUUUACCGUUUCGCGGCUCGUUCUCGCUCUCCGCGGGAGUCUCGCGGCUCGAGGAUGAGAUCGGCCAAGCUGUGGCGCUGCGCUGCGGGGCUGCGCGCGUGGGCCCAAGAUCGGGCCUGGCGGCAGUCUCUGUCACUGCAAUGCAGAGAAGCGCCGACCGGCAGCCGGCGUUCCCGCCAGCAUCUCGGUUGUGGCAGCGCUUCCGCCGGUCACUCGCCGGGGUGGCUUCAGAGCGCUGCUUCGAGAUGCUCGAGCAUGCGCUCGCGCCGUCGAAUGGACGUCGAGACCGCCGUCUGCCAGUCAGUCGUGCUCUUGUCGGCGAAAUGUCUCGGCCAGCGCACCGCAAAGUUCACCCACGCUUAGUAUUGCAGCCUCGCCUCUGCGCUUUGCCGCUUCCAGCGCUGGGCCGUGCGCCGGAGAUUUGGGACGGAGCGCUGCAUGCUGGACGCGGAGAAUCUAGCCGCGUGUUCAACCAAAUCAGAUUCUCCGCGGCCGGGUCGCUAGCGUCGUGA